Molecule: messenger RNA, 996 nt
Organism: Scatophagus argus
Lineage: Eukaryota; Metazoa; Chordata; Actinopteri; Scatophagidae
Gene: bnip1b
Product: BCL2 interacting protein 1b
Exons: 6
Coding region: 65-757 (230 amino acids)
Biological process (GO): retrograde vesicle-mediated transport, Golgi to endoplasmic reticulum
Cellular component (GO): SNARE complex; endoplasmic reticulum
Molecular function (GO): SNAP receptor activity
Source: RefSeq, a predicted model, not a curated record
UAUUUCUUCACCUUCAGCAGAGCAAUGUCUUUUGGGCUUCCGUCUUUGCCGUACAAAAACAAAUAUGGCGUCUUCUGCGGAUGUUCAUGUUCGGAUUUGUGCACAAGAAAUUAUAAAAUAUGACUUGGAAAUUAAGGCUUUCAUACAGGACAUCAGGGAUUGCCCUGGACCUCAGUCAGCUCUCUUAGAGCUCAACUCUCAGGUCAAAGGACAGUUCAACAAGCUCAGGCUAAGAAUACAGGAUUUGGAACAGAUGGCUAAAGAGCAGGACAGAGAGUCAGACAGACUGGCCAUCCAGGCAGAGGCAGAGAGCCAGCGAAGGCAAAUGCUGAGUAACCAGACAGCAUGGAGGAAAGCUAACCUGGCUUGUAAACUAGCCAUAGACAACAUGGAGAAGGACGAGCUGCUGCAUGGACGAGACAACCAGAGCACCAGACAGAGGAAGGUGACCAAAGAAAGCCUUGUGGAAACCAGCAGCAACAUCACUGAGAGUCUCAUGUCCAUCAGCAGGAUGAUGGCUGAACAGGUGAAGCAGAGUGAGGACACCAUCGGCAUGCUGGCCACCUCCUCCAGGACGGUGCAGGAAACCAACGACGAGUUCAAAAACAUGACAGGGACCAUUCACCUCGGGAGAAAACUUAUUCUGAAAUACAACCGGCGGGAGCUGACUGACAAGCUGCUUAUCUUUCUGGCUCUGGCCCUCUUCCUCGCCACCGUCCUCUACAUCCUUAAGAAACGUUUCUUCCCUUUCUUAUAGCUGCUGUGCCUUGAAGGGGCACACACCUAGGCUUCAGAAAGAAUGUUUUCCAGCUAUUUUACUCAGCGUUAAGCUACCACAAGGAGCAGGUGGGGAGUCGAAGCACAGAGAGUUAGAAGCAGUGCUGAGACUGCACUACACCACAUAAAGGUGAAAACAUUUGGCACCUUCAUUUUUAGAUUAAAUUACAGUAUGCAACAUGGGUUUAUAAAUGGGGUAUUAAGGGUUUUGUAAGAUCA